AUGAAAGUCCUCAUCAGCGGCGCAGGCAUAUCCGGCACUGCCCUAGCCUUUUGGCUCUCCAAGCUUGACUUUGACGUCACUGUCGUAGAGCGCUUCCCCUCUCUCCGAACCAAUGGCCUUCAACUUGACCUCCGCGGCCACGGUAUCGAGGUCUUGCGCCUGAUGGGUCUCGACGCCGCCUUUAAGGAAAAGGCCGCUCCUGAGCAAGGCCUGCAGUUUGUCGACAGUGCGGGCAGACGUCUCGCCUACCUGGCUGCAAAUACCUCUGGAACAGGCAAGCAGAAUUUUACUAGCGAGUACGAAAUCAUGCGCGGCGACCUGUGCCAACUCUUUCACGAUGCGUCAUUGAAACGUGGCAAAGUCAAGUACAUGUUUGACAUGACUAUCAAAGAGUUGCAGGAGAACCAAGACGAUGUGAUUGUCACGUUCUCCGAUGGCCAGGUUGAAACGUUUAAUCUCAUCGUUGGCGGUGAUGGGCAGUGGUCACGCACACGACGCAUGAUGCUCGGUAGCACCGCCUCGCCUGACCCGGCCUUGCACCUGCUCCCCGGCAUGUACGCCGGCUACUUUACCACGCCUAUCCCCAUGCGCGACAACGAGGGCUUCGACUCGACCGUCUACCUAGCCUCUCGCCGGCGCAGCGUCAUGACACGCCGCAGCGACCCGCGCUUCCUGCAGGUGUACAUGGCGUGCAGCUCCGACGCCUCCUCUGGUAUCCAGACGGCGCGCCGCGGCGACACACAGCAAGAAAAGGCGGCCUUUUACGAGAGCUACCGCGGCGCCGGAUGGCGCGUGCCGGAGCUCGUUGACGGCCUCGAGGCGUCUGAUGACUUUUACUGCGAGCGCAUCGGGCUCGUCAAGCUAGACGCGUGGCACAAGGGUCGCGUCGUGCUCGUCGGCGACGCGGCGUACUGCCCCUCGGUGCUGACGGGCAUGGGGACGACGUGCGGCAUUGUCGGGGCGUACGUGCUCGCGGGGGAGCUGAGCCGGCUAGGCGGCGGCGGCGGCGGCGACGACGAAGCUCCGACGCAUUCUACACUGCAGGAUGCGCUGGCGGCGUACGACGCGCGGUUUCGGGCUUUUAUGGAUCAGGUCCAAGACGGCGUUGGCGAGGAGUCCAUGUUCACCAAGUUAUUGAUGCCUUCAUCGGCGUUUGGGAUUUCCGUGUUGAACUUUUGCCUGAGAGCAAUGACGUUUCUCGGCAUUCGUCUGUCGUCCAGCUCGUUGAUGAAGGAGUCUGUAAAGAACUGGGACCUACCACAGUACAAAUCACUUAUUGAGAAGGUUUGA
This is a messenger RNA of Beauveria bassiana ARSEF 2860, 1290 nucleotides long. RefSeq names its product FAD binding domain protein. The record is from RefSeq and is a predicted model, not a curated record. The coding region runs from base 1 to 1290 and encodes 429 amino acids. Gene Ontology annotation, molecular function: FAD binding. The transcript has a single exon. NCBI's taxonomy places the organism in Eukaryota, Fungi, Ascomycota, Sordariomycetes, Hypocreales, Cordycipitaceae.